Xyrauchen texanus (razorback sucker) is the source of this 2857-nucleotide messenger RNA. RefSeq names its product Myb-like, SWIRM and MPN domains 1 (gene mysm1). Lineage: Eukaryota; Metazoa; Chordata; Actinopteri; Cypriniformes; Catostomidae. The transcript is spliced from 20 exons. The record is from RefSeq and is a predicted model, not a curated record. Gene Ontology annotation, cellular component: BRCA1-A complex; BRISC complex. Bases 68 to 2566 code for a protein of 832 amino acids. Gene Ontology annotation, molecular function: metallopeptidase activity; polyubiquitin modification-dependent protein binding. Gene Ontology annotation, biological process: double-strand break repair.
UGGGAGCGCUGUGAGAAACACACUCCUCUAAGUGUCUCCUCUCGUCUCUCUCAUAUCCCUAACAAAUAUGGCAGAUGAGUGUGAUGUUGUUGACAUCGAGGGAGAUGAAUGUGAUGAAAGAGUCGGUGACCUGAGCAGUGCUGAGAUUCUCCAGGAUCAAUACCUGCAGUCUGCAUGGAAGACGAACAGCAGCGUACUGCCGUGGAUGCUGGACAGCUCCAUCACUGAUGAGAACAGACAGGCCAUUGAGAGCAUGCUGAUGGAGGAACAGUAUUAUUUUGCCAGUAAGAAAGCACCAAAGGUGGCCUGGAGCAAUGAGAAGACUAAAGUCAAAAAGUCAUUGGUGAAGAGUUCUGGGGCACCAACUCGUUGGGCUGAAGAAGAAAAGGAUCUCUUUGAGAAAGGACUGGCUCAAUAUGGCCACAGGUGGACCAAGAUCGCCAUGCUAAUCGGUACUAGGACGGUUCUACAGGUGAAAAGCUAUGCACGGCAGUACUUCAAAAAUAAGACUAAAACGGAUGGACCUGCUGAAGUGUCCUCCACUAAAGUUACUUCAGACUCAACAUUCCCCUCUACAGCUAUAGUUUCCUCUGUUCAGCCUCAUUUCUCAGCACUGACCAAUGCUGUGCGCAUCGAACAACUCUCUGACGACGAGGAUGUCGACAUCACAGAUGACUUCUGCGACGAUGGGCUUCAGCUUGAAAAUCAAUUAGAGCCUUUGGGUACACAUAAAGGAUCAUUAGAUUGUGAUGGCCAAGGUGAGCUCAGUACAUUGCCACCUACAACCGACAGAUCCUUCAACCCUCCAUCUGAUUCAGAUUCCAUAGCUUCUGAUGGACCAGAUGAUCUAGACACAAAUGGGAAUUCUGGCAUCUCUCACACAAUUGGUCCAGAACCAGAAGAGGAAAGUGUGACCCAACUCUCUCAAUCAGGCAGCUCUAGCAAACACAGCCUGUCUGGGGAUGAGGGCACUGAAGAAGCAGAAAAGACUGAAUUUGGUGAAUGUCCUGAGGAGGAGGAUGAGGAGGUGGAGGAAGACCAGGAGGAUGAGGAGGAGCUCAGAGCUCCAGAGCAGGAAGUCAUAAUGGAUUUUAACACAGUCACAGAGGAGGAGAAGCAGGCCAUCCCUGAAUUCUUUGAGGGUCGUCCAUCCAAAACCCCUGAGAGAUAUCUGAAAAUCCGCAAUUACAUCCUGGAACAGUGGGGGAGAAGUAAACCCAAGUACCUGAACAAGACAUCAGUGCGUCCAGGCUUGAAGAACUGUGGGGAUGUAAACUGCAUCGGUCGAAUACACACCUACUUGGAGCUCAUUGGAGCAAUCAACUUCAAAUGUGAUCAGGCAAUUUAUAACCGUCCGCGGCUAGUUGAUCGGUCUCAGUUAAAAGAAAGCAAAGACAGCCUGGAGGCUUAUCAUCUUGCCCAGAGACUGCAGUCUAUGCGCACAAGGAAGCGUCGAAUUCGGGACGUGUGGGGAAACUGGCGUGAUGCUAAAGAUCUGGAGGGCCAGACGUACGAGCAUCUGAGCGCAGAGGAGCUGGCCAUCAGAAGAGAAGAAAGGAAGAAGAAAGGACCAAAAGUAUCUAAACUCCCCAAGCGAAGAGGCUCUUUUGAUCCAUUUCAGCUUAUUCCAUGCAAGGCAUUUGGAGAGGGAAUACAGGAACCAUACAGAGUGAUAGUUUGUGCUGAGGCUUUAAUUGUCAUGGAUAUACAUGCUCAUGUGUCUAUGGGAGAAGUGAUUGGCCUUUUAGGAGGGACAUAUGAAGAGGAAGAGAAGGUGUUAAAGAUCUCUGUAGCAGAACCAUGUAACAGCCUGAGCACCGGUCUGCAGUGUGAGAUGGACCCUGUCUCUCAGACUCAGGCCUCUGAGCUGCUUGGGGUCAAAGGUCACAGUGUGGUGGGUUGGUACCAUUCUCAUCCGGCCUUUGACCCCAACCCCUCCCUCAGAGACAUUGACACUCAGGCCAAAUACCAGAGUUAUUUCUCUCGAGGAGGCGCUCCAUUCAUUGGGGUGAUUGUCAGUCCGUAUAACCCUAGUAACCCCUCCCCCUUCUCUCAGACCACCUGUCUGCUUGUACAGGAAGAGAUUGGACCCACUGGACCUCAGAAGCUUCCAUAUCGGUUUGAUAUCCAAAAUUCAUCUGAGCUUCCUGAUUGGUCAGAGGUGAUGAGGAGAGCAGAAUGGGUGGUGUUCAAGUACAUGCACAGUCAUGGGAGAGUACCAAUAGACAGACUUUUCCGUAGAGACUCUUCUCUCACUUGUCUGGAAAAGAUGCUUGCAUCAGUCCGGAAAUCUUUGGAGCAGGUCUCAGAGGUUGACAUAGAGACUUACCUGGUGCAGAUUGAAACCUUGUUUCAAACACAUUUUCUCCCUGAGACUGGCUCCUCCUCGUCUCAUUUUCAUGAACCAAUAACACAGCACCAUUUACUGUCAUUCUCCACCUCUGAUCCAAUUAACAGCAGCCAAGUGAUGGAUGAGAUGUGUAUUAUUGAAGAGCAGUGCAUUGUUGAGUCUGACAACCAAGAUGAAUUGUACUCUACAGGAAAGGUCAACCAUAUUAUAAGCUGAAAUGAAGAAGAGGAUGCAUCUGUUACACAGUUUGUCAGCGCAGAAGUGGUGUAAAUAAUUCCAAUGAAUUUGGCAACCUGAAUGGAAGGACUUACAGUAAAGAAAUCUGCUAUUGCAGAAGAUGAAUAGAAUUGGUUUAUGUAUACACACUGUACAGAACUAAUAUUACAAAACUGUGUAUGUAACAUUGCUUUCAUGUAGAUUUGUAUACUAUAAUAGAAAAAGUGUUAUCUAGUUUUUGUGAAUGUUGAGUAUUUAAAACAUAUUAGUCUGAAUAAAGACAAUGGUUAU